AUGACCAGAGCUCCAAUAAAGCAACAGCUACCGGCUGAGGACACACCUUUGCUGCAUGCCGAUUCAAACGCCGAUUCACCCUCUACUUCUCAGAGAGGCAACGACCUCAGAGAUGAGUUUCCCAAAAAGCUUGCCAAUCGCCUCUAUCUGUCACAUUUCUUGUCAACAUGGAAUUCCCGAGUCUUUGAGUUUGGAGCAGUUCUAUAUCUGGCAACAAUCUAUCCCGGCACUCUGUUGCCAAUGUCAGUCUACGCUCUUUCUCGCGGUUUGGCCGCGAUUGUCUUUGCGCCUGCUGUAGGUCAUUAUAUCGACGUUGAAAAUCGACUCAAAGUCGUCCGUGUAUCAAUCGGUGAGUUUAUUUCUCGUGCCGCUGCCCAAAUAUCUCCUGAAGUCGUAUACUCACAAUGGCUUCGUCCAACUGCAGUGUUACAGAGACUUGCCGUGGCUGCAUCGUGUGCUAUCUUUUAUCUCCUCAAAGUGAAAUUUCAAAUGGCCCGCGAGCUGAACUAUUCACUCCUUACAGCUCUGGCCUUUUUGGCAUGCAUAGAAAAGCUAUGCUCCAUCAUGAAUAUGGUCUCUGUGGAGAGAGAUUGGGUGCGUAUUGCAGACUUGGAAGUUUUAGUUUGGGGAACUUUCCUGACACUUCCUCGAUAG
Penicillium salamii is the source of this 654-nucleotide messenger RNA. Lineage: Eukaryota; Fungi; Ascomycota; Eurotiomycetes; Eurotiales; Aspergillaceae. The record is from the annotation of a GenBank genome assembly.